Messenger RNA from Adineta steineri, 1485 nucleotides. The record is from the annotation of a GenBank genome assembly. NCBI's taxonomy places the organism in Eukaryota, Metazoa, Rotifera, Eurotatoria, Adinetida, Adinetidae.
AUGGAACAUUUAUCGACUGAAUUAAAUGAUUUACCUGAUGAAAUUCUUAUGAUUAUUUUGAAAAAAUUGUUCAAUACCGAAGUACUCUAUUCUUUAAUAGAUGUUAAUAAACGAUUCAAUACAAUUGUACGUGAUCCAAUUUUCACAAAUAAGUUAACAUUGAUGAGAUGCUUGUCAAAUAAUCGCAACUAUCCAUUACCUGAUCCAAUACUUGAUCGAUUUUGUUUUCAAAUCUUACCCUCAAUUCGUCAUAAAAUCAAAUGGCUUAAUCUUGAAUCAUCAUCUAUGAAACGUAUUCUUAAUGUUACAAAUUAUCCGAAUUUAUAUGGACUUGGUCUAUAUGAUCUUGAGAUAGAAACAGCUCGAUCUCUUAUUGAUGAAUUUUGUUUAACUUCUAUAAAUAAAAAUCAAAUCUUAUCGCUAAUCAUCGAUGUUACAAAAUAUAAAAAUGGAAAAAAUUUACGACGAGAUAUGACUGAAUGUAUAUUCAUGCAUAUUCUUAAUAUAUUCUCCAAUUUAGAAUAUUUAAAUUUUUGUCCAUCUUCAAUGUGGUAUCAAGGAUUAUUACUUAACAAUCCAUCUCCAACUAUAAAUUCUUCAACUCUCUUAGAAUUGCAUAUCAGUUUGGCAUCUCUCACCGACUGUCUUUAUAUACUUGAUGGACGUUUCAAUAAACUUCACACGCUUUAUGUUGAUAUUGAUUUCAUUUCUUCUUUGCGUUUAACAAACAAUAAUCAGGAAAAACUAUCUAAUUUAAGAUGUUUUUCGUUAUGCUGUGGAAUGUCAACAGAUUAUUAUGAUGAAUUAAUUGUACCAUUUCUACAACGAAUGUCGAAUUUAGAAAAACUCUCUUUAAAUCUUAUUGUUUGUGCCAAAAGUAAAUUUGUUGAUGGAAUUGAAUUGAAACAGAAUAUUAUUAAUCAUAUGGCACGAUUAAAGAGACUCGAAUUUUGUAUUUCCUCAAGUAUUUCUCUUCGUAAUCAAAUUUAUUUACAAUCAAAACAAGAUAUUCAAGAUACAUUCAAAGAUUUUAAAGAUGAUGAAAUUAUUUCUUAUGUUGAUUAUUUUCAAGAAAAAUAUACUCGUUGUCAUAUCUAUUUAUAUCCUGAACAAUUAAAAUAUUAUGGUACUUUAACAAAUAAUUUUCCAGGUGAAAAUUCUAAACCACAAAAUAACAAAUUAUGCAGAGAAUCACAGAAUGGCAUUCAAGAUUUUGCAAUUAUUAACUAUCCUUAUCUUACUACUCUUACACUUUACGGUGCUCAUGAUGAUUAUAUCGAAGAAUUUCUAGUUGAUACGAAAAUAUGUUUACCGAAUAAUCUUCUUCAUAUUAACAUUUAUUAUGAACAACUAAAAAGAGUAACACAUAACUUUACAAGAGAUGCAACACGAAACAAUUGUGCAAAACUAAAUUCUUUAUUUCUCAAUGGUCGUCGAUAUCCUAAACAUGCAAAAAACUAUUUUCCAAAUGUACCAAAAUAUUGA